CCGCCUCCAGCGCGAGAGCAGCAGUACAAGCUAGAUAGAGAGAGCACGAUGAUGGAAAUGGGAAGGCACAGGCGCUUGCGCAAUGGGGUGGCCGCUCCCGGCCGCGUGCGGAGCGAACGUCGGCGCAAGCGCAGAGGCUCAGGCAGGCCGUUAGCCGUCAUCUGUUGCGCAUGCGUAUCAACUCUAGGGCGGGUCCUGGGGGACUGAGGCUUUCGACCCACACCGCUGUUGAGGCACCACACCUUUUGGUAGUCGAUGGAGCAGCAAGCUAGUCAUCCCACUAACAGAAAAGACAAAGAAGAAAAUAAUGAUGUGCCUCUUCACAGAGCAAAACCUUCUCCCAGUCUUAUUAAUCUUAAAGCAACUUCUCUCCCAGCCACGUUUCUGAACCUCCAGACCACAAAGCUGCCCUCAGGAGCUGAGCCCAAGCCCAAGGAAAGCCUAGGUCUCCUAGACUGCAUGUGUGUUAACCUCCAGCUUCAGACUCAGCUUGCCGAACAACAGAUGACCAUUUUGGAAAACUUACAAGCAUCCGUGUUACAACUGACUCCUGGGAAGGAAGGCAACUCAUCUGUUCCAGCCUUAACUCCUAAUCUGCUGUUAAAUCAACCGCCCCAAUUCCAUAAAUGAAUUGUGGAACAAAUGUACUGUGUAUGUUUUUUCCCUCUCUUCCCAAAAAGCCUCUGGUGGAAUUUUAUUUAUUUUUAAUUUUUAUUUAUUUAUU
Messenger RNA from Perognathus longimembris pacificus (Pacific pocket mouse), 724 nucleotides. It is a transcript of the gene Tsacc, whose product is annotated as TSSK6 activating cochaperone. Bases 256 to 630 code for a protein of 124 amino acids. The transcript is spliced from 4 exons. The record is from RefSeq and is a predicted model, not a curated record. NCBI's taxonomy places the organism in Eukaryota, Metazoa, Chordata, Mammalia, Rodentia, Heteromyidae. Gene Ontology annotation, molecular function: protein-folding chaperone binding. Gene Ontology annotation, cellular component: cytoplasm.